UUCCAAUGAAGAAAGAAAUAACUGCGAAUUAAAAAGAAUUGAAUUCUUGACCUUUGAUGAACUGAUGGGGAUAUUGUUGGCAGCAUUUUCAGUAAUUGGAGGCUGCCUUACAAUCACAAUAGCACUAAUAUUCUUUGUAUAUAAAGACACUCCCAUUGUGAAAGCCAACAACUCAGAGCUGAGCUUCCUGCUGCUCUUUUCAUUGAAACUGUGUUUCCUUUGCUCUCUUACCUUCAUCGGCCGGCCCUCUAAGUGGUCCUGUAUGCUGCGCCACACUGCGUUUGGGAUCACCUUUGUCCUCUGCAUCUCAUGUGUUCUGGGAAAAACAAUAGUGGUGUUAAUGGCCUUCAGGGCUACACUUCCAGGCAGUAAUGUCAUGAAGUGGUUUGGGCCUCCCCAGCAGAGACUGAGUGUUCUUGCUUUCACUCUCAUACAGGUCCUUAUUUGUGUGCUUUGGUUAACAAUAUCCCCCCCUUUCCCCAACAAGAACAUGAAGCACUACAAAGAAAAGAUCAUUCUAGAAUGCGAUGUAGGAUCAGCAGUGGGUUUCUGGGCUGUACUGGGUUAUAUUGGGCUCCUCUCUGUAUUGUGCUUCGUUUUAGCUUUUCUGGCUCGUAAGCUGCCUGACAACUUCAAUGAAGCCAAAUUCAUCACAUUCAGCAUGCUCAUAUUCUGUGCAGUCUGGAUCACCUUUAUACCAGCUUAUGUCAGCUCACCUGGAAAGUUCACUGUAGCUGUGGAAAUAUUUGCUAUUUUAGCUUCCAGCUAUGGUUUGCUUUUCUGUAUUUUUGUCCCAAAAUGUUACAUUAUUUUACUGAAACCAGAGAAAAACACCAAAAGAAAUAUGAUGGACAAAACAUCAUGAAAAACUAUUUAAAAAUUUUCCUUGAAAAUACAUUAAGUGUCAAUUAUGUCGCUGUCUUUCUGGUCACAGAAAAUUAGUCAUGUUCUCAUCACUGAAUAACACUAAGAAAAGCGAGUCAAAUGUUUUUCAAUAAAUGUACCAAUACUGGGAGAAGUCUACAGUGCAAUGCACACAAAGAUAAAAAGGUAAAAAGUACACCAUAAUAGUAAUAUAAUGAAAGUAGUGAUGUAGCGAUUAUAUUCAUAUAAUCAUGUAAAAUGGAAAUCACACUACUAUAUAUGUAUGUAUUGUAUCAAUAUUAAAUAUAUUAAUAGCACUUGCUUUAGUUGUUGCAGUCAGUAUGUGCAGUGUACCAGGAAAAUGAGAAUGUGCAGAGACUAACUGAUGGAGUUUUCAGGUAGCUAUACUCAGAGGAGACCUGCUGCAGUUCCGCCCUGACUCCUGGUGAAUAUAGCCCGAGAGACAAACUUGUGUGUGCGUGUGUGUGUUUCAGUUCAGGCAGGGAUGUGAGAUUGGAUUGAUACUUUGGGCUCUAUUUUCCAUCCGGCACACAACGUGUUAUGAGAAAUGGUAUGUUAGUCAUGGAUUUUGACACCCCUGAGUCAUUUGGUAAUUUCGUGACUCGCCG
Messenger RNA from Anguilla rostrata (American eel), 1493 nucleotides. RefSeq names its product extracellular calcium-sensing receptor-like. The record is from RefSeq and is a predicted model, not a curated record. NCBI's taxonomy places the organism in Eukaryota, Metazoa, Chordata, Actinopteri, Anguilliformes, Anguillidae. Gene Ontology annotation, cellular component: plasma membrane. Gene Ontology annotation, molecular function: G protein-coupled receptor activity. Gene Ontology annotation, biological process: G protein-coupled receptor signaling pathway. Bases 65 to 865 code for a protein of 266 amino acids. The transcript has a single exon.